This is a messenger RNA of Rhineura floridana, 1150 nucleotides long. RefSeq names its product keratin, type I cytoskeletal 17-like. NCBI's taxonomy places the organism in Eukaryota, Metazoa, Chordata, Lepidosauria, Squamata, Rhineuridae. Gene Ontology annotation, molecular function: structural molecule activity. The record is from RefSeq and is a predicted model, not a curated record. The coding region runs from base 1 to 1074 and encodes 357 amino acids. The transcript is spliced from 9 exons.
AUGGAGACAAACAUCCUUGACAUGAAUGAAAAAGGCACCAUGCAGAAUUUGAAUGACCGCCUGGCUGCCUACCUGGACAGGGUACGCUCUCUUGAGGAAGCUAAUGCUCAGCUGGAGCAGAACAUCCGGGAGACCUAUGUGAAGCAAGCAUCAGCUGGGGGUCCGGACCUGAGCGGUUAUUUCAACAUCAUCACAGAGCUGAAGUCUAAGAUCCAACAGGAGACCUUGACAAAUGCUGGGCUGCUCUUACAGAUCGAUAAUGCCAAACUUGCUGCUGAUGAUUUCAGAGUGAAGCUGGAAUCUGAGCUGGCUGUGCGCCUCUCCGUGGAGGGGGACCUCAGCGGGCUGCGCAAGGCCCUGGAGGAGCUCAACGCAAGCCGAGCUAGUUUGCAGGUGCAAGUUGACAACCUCGAAGAGGAACUGGCCUGCCUCAAGAGGAACCACAAGGAGGAAGUGGCCUCUCUCCAGGGAAGGCUUGGGGGCACCAUCAACGUGGAAGUGGACUCCAUGCCUGGUGCUGACCUACAGAAAGUCCUGGCUGAGAUCCGUGAUCAGUAUGAGGACGUAAUGGAGAAGAACCGCCAGGAAGCUGAGGCAUUGCACAAAUCCCAGAUUGAUGCACUCAAUCAGGAGGUUGCUGUCAAUACCGAAGCUCUCCAGGCUGCUCAGCUGAAGGUCACAGAGCUGAAACGUUUGGCCCAGGCUUUAGAGAUUGAGCUCCAGUCCCUCCGGAGUAUGAAAGUUGCCCUGGAAGGCACCCUGGCUGAGACCGAAUCCCGCUACGGGAUGGAGAUAUCGCGGCUGCGUGAUCUUGUCGCUGCCAGGGAGGCAGAGCUGCUGCAGCUCAGAUUGGAUGCCCAGCGCCAAGCAGAGGACUAUAAGCGGCUUAUGGACAUUAAGAACAGACUGGAACAGGAGAUUGCCACUUACCGGCGCCUUCUCGAAGGGUCAGAAGGUGAGCCACUGGCUUCUCCAGAGCCCACCUCCAGCCGCCGGGUGAAGACCCUCAUUGAAGAGCUGGUGGAUGGCAAGGUGGUGUCCUCUCGGGUGGAGGAGGUGGAGCACCAGCUCUGAAUGAUGCCGGCUUGGCCACAGAAGGGGCAGCAGAGUGGUGGCAGUGGCGGGUGGUGGGACGGAGAGGGAAGAGAGA